Messenger RNA from Dreissena polymorpha, 3296 nucleotides. Its product is annotated as neurotrypsin-like. Lineage: Eukaryota; Metazoa; Mollusca; Bivalvia; Myida; Dreissenidae. Bases 1 to 3189 code for a protein of 1062 amino acids. Gene Ontology annotation, molecular function: protein binding; serine-type endopeptidase activity. The record is from RefSeq and is a predicted model, not a curated record. The transcript has 20 exons. Gene Ontology annotation, cellular component: membrane. Gene Ontology annotation, biological process: proteolysis.
AUGGAUUCCAGUCUGUAUAAUAGAUACUCGUGCAAGUGCAAUCAAACAUCCGGUAAAUUGCAGUGCUUGGGGAUAGAAGUAGAAUGCAAGCCAAUUGGCUGCAAGAUACCAGCAAAUGUGCAACAAGGAAUGACACUGUUUGAUCCGCUUGAUGAACAACAAAAAAUCUCAGCAGCUAACCGCUAUGAAAUACAGCACGGUCAAUCUCUGACCUUUAUUUGUGAACCAUCUGCCAUGUUUUACUUCGAGCCAAACAGAAGAAUGUUCGAGUGUGAUAAAGGCUCAUGGGUUGCUAAACAACGCCCCGACGAGGUUAUAUGUGAAGAACAUUAUUGCAAGUUUGGUGGUCACUGCAUCCGGGAUCAUGAAUGCAUAUGUCCGGAACAAACGAGAGGGGAGCAGUGUCAGAUACCCCUGUGCAGUCCCGAGUGUCAGAACGGAGGAACGUGUGUAUCACCUGACAGAUGUCAGUGCACUGAGGGAUUUGGUGGAGCCCGCUGUGCUUGCCGUUUGGAAGAGUUCCUUUGUGAAGAUGGACAAUGCGUUGAUUCCAGUUCCGUAUGUGAUGGCACUUGCCAUUGUACAGCAGGCUGCGCAGAUGAGCGCCUUGACGGAGAAAAUAACUGUACCUCAUGGCGUAUCCGACUGGUUAAUGGUUCACACUAUUUUGGCCGGGUAGAGAUCACCAUUAAUGGUCUCACCGGUUCAGUCUGCGAUCAUUAUUUUGACAACAAUGAUGCAACGGUCGUGUGCCAGGAAGUUGGGUAUAGGUAUGGACACGCCGUACUAAGAGGCAAGUAUGGAUAUGGCUCUGGGCCGAUCUGGUUAGAUGACGUCAACUGUAACGGAGAUGAAAACCUAUUGUCCAGUUGUCGGCAUGGAGGACUUGGAAAAUCCAACUGCGAUCAUACCAACGACGCAGGCGUUAUAUGUAUGAACAAUAUACCCACAGUUACUGGCCCAUCAGUUAGUGCUGAGUUGCUUGAUGGACCCAAUAAACAUUCCGGACGUGUUGAAUUGAUCAUUGGGAACCGUCGCGGUUCGGUAUGUGAUGAUUCCUGGGACGACAAGGAUGCAUCAGUCAUUUGUAGAAUGCUUGGAUACGGUGAAGGUAAAGUGCUGAGCAAAGCUUCCUUUGGUCAAGGCAAUUCGAGUAUCCUUUUGGAUGACGUUGAAUGUGACGGUAACGAAACAUCUGUCAUGUCGUGCCGCCAUUCCGGUGUUGGAAUUCAUAACUGUAAUCACACUAAGGAUGCAGGAGUUAUAUGUAGCCCUAAAAAUACUUUCAGUUUGGAAGAGCUCACUUGCAGAGAAAGACAGUGCCUCCCGUAUACCAGUUAUGUAUGUGGUGGUUUCCGAUGCAAUUGUACAGGUUGCGAACGUGCGGGCCUUUUAGAAGAUAUCGGCACCUCGGGGAGUAUCCGACUGGUGAAUGGUUCACACUUCUUUGGCCGGGUAGAGAUCACCAUUAAUGGUCUAACCGGCUCUGUCUGCGACCACUCGAUAGACAACAAUCGUGCAACGGUCGUGUGCCGGGCACUAGGAUUUAGAUUUGGACAUGCCAUACAAAGGAGCCAUUAUGGCUACGGCGGUGGCCCAAUCUGGUUUGCUACCGCAUGUACCGGAGAUGAGUUCUUGUUGUCCAGGUGUCGGGUACCUUUAAAGUCAGACUGCGAUCACAACAACGUCGCAGGCGUCAUAUGUAUGAACACUUUGCCCAAAGUGCCUAAUAUUGUUGCUGAAGGCCGAACAGCUAUUGUUGAGUUGGUUGAUGGACCCAAUAAACAUUCUGGACGUGUGGAAAUAUUCGUUGGGAACCGUCGCGGUACGGUAUGUGAUGAUUCAUGGGACGAUACAGAUGCAUCUGUAAUUUGCAGAAUGCUUGGAUACUACGGUGGUGGGCAUGCGCAGAUCAAAGCUCACUUUGGUCAAGGAAGUUCGGACAUCCUAUUAGAUGACGUUCAAUGUGAUGGUAGCGAAACAUCUGUCAUGUCGUGCCGCCAUUCUGGUGUUGGAAUUCAUAACUGUGAUCACACUGAGGAUGCAGGAGUUAUAUGUAGCCCUAAAAAUAUAAAUGAAUUUACAGAGCUGAGAGUAGAGUUAGUGAAUGGACCUGACAACCGAUCUGGACGUGUUGAAAUUGUUAUCGGUAUUAACCGAGGUACUGUGUGUGACGAUGAAUGGGACGACAAUGAUGCCAAAGUUAUUUGCAAAAUGCUCGGAUAUGAUGGUGGGAAAGCUCUAGGUGAAGCCCACUUUGGUCAAGGCAGUUCUAGUAUUUUUCUGGAUGAUGUACUAUGUGACGGAACCGAAUCAUCCAUCACGGCAUGCCGACAUUCUGGCCUUGGGAUUCAUGACUGUAAGCACGAUGAGGAUGCAUCGGUUAGAUGCAGCCCUAAGAUAGAAUGUGGUCGACGACCCCUGAAACAUUAUUCAAGAAAGAGACGGAAUUCGUAUGAACGGAUUGUUGGGCUUCCUGAAAGACUCGAGGCAACAAGGGGCUUCUACCCAUGGCAAGUUGGAGUUCGAAUUGAAACUUCAAACAUUUGUGGCGGGACAAUUUUGAACGACCGUUGGAUACUUAGUGCCGCACACUGUUUUCAUAACAAAACAACAUCUACAAUUAGGGUUUAUACUGGUGACCACGAUCUUAUGAAAUCUGACCCGUUUGAACAACAGUUCGAGUUGGAGCAACUUAUUGAACAUCCUAAUUUUGCAUCUGUUCGAAAUGGUUACGACAUAGCUCUGAUGAAAGUGAAACUCAAAAAAGGAUCUGGUAUCAAGUUUAAUGAAGAAGUACAGCCAGCAUGUCUGCCAGAUGCUGGCAUGCAUUACGAAACUGGAAAGAUGUGCCACAUCUCUGGAUGGGGAAAAACGUCAUUGAAUGCUACAGGUUAUCCAACUGUACUUCGUGCAGCCGAGGUUCCUUUAGUUGAUGAUGUUGACUGCAAAAGGCAAUAUACCACCUUUACUCAGAACAUGGUUUGUGCCGGUUAUAUGGAUGGAGGCAUCGAUACCUGUUACGGAGACUCAGGUGGACCUCUGGUGUGCAGUGUUGAUGGCCUUUAUUACGUGAUGGGCGUAACAUCCUUUGGGCGAAAAUGUGGUUUAAAAGACUACCCUGGUGUUUAUGCAAAGGUAGCGCCUUUUCAGUCCUGGAUUGAGACCACGAUUGCGUCGUAUCCAUAAAGAAAAUACGCCUUCUACAAAUAUGUUGUACACCAUAAGUACUCUUUAAAGACAAAAUAAUCAUAUUGUCACGCAUAUGAAUGAAUUGAAUGAACUAUCAAAUCAAA